AUGCAGACGAGGAUACAGCUUGAGCCGUCGGAAGCUGUAUCGACAUCUCCCUAUGGAGACUGGGCCAUUCAGCCACACCCGUUACCAGCUCAGGAGAUUGCGACCAUGCUCAUCACGCGCUACACGCAGCAUACGCAGAUUCUCCACCCUCUGCUGCCUCAAUUCGCCGCCUUUGACUUGUUGCAACGAGUGUACAGACCUGAUGGCGCCAUUGUCUCGUCAGAGGACUCGUACCGCAUAUUCAUGCUGCUGGCGAUCAGUUCGGUCACCACGUACCGACGCGGCGAUACUGAUGAGCACCCGUAUGGUUACUUUCGUUCUGCUCAAAGAUACAUUAAGCAAGUCGACUUUGUCGGAUCUGUAAACGCUGUGCAGAACUUGCUGCUAGUGGCAAGGUUCGCUACGUAUCAGCAUUGCGAUAUUUCGAUUUGGGACAUCGCUAGGACGUGUAUACGACAAUGUGUCGCCCUUGGACUGCACCAACCACCGACAGCACCGCUCACGCCGCUGCAGGAGCAAAUGAACCGCAACCUGUUCUGGGAUUGCUACGUGCACGACCGUUUUGCCUCCGGAGUACUCGGCCGACCUUACGCUAUCGCUGAAGACGACAUCACGGUCGCGUUGCCUGUUGAGAUAAGCGAGGCAGAGCUCAUCUCUUCGAAAGCCCAGACGCUCGAUGAAGUGGCUUCCCAGAACAUCGUACGACCGAAUGAGGCCUCCGUCGUCCGCUUCGUCGUCUCCUUACGCCGAGCAAUAACACGGAUCUCAAACCGCUUUUACAGCUCGCAUACGCCACAGGAUCAGCUGAAUUCGCGAUCCGCUGUCGCUGAUGCUGGCCAGGUCCGGUUGGAUCUGCAUCGCUUCCUGGCAGAACUGAAAGCAUUGCGAGAUAGCGCUCCAAUCUUCUCGGAUCCGCAGAGUCUGUAUCAGCGGCCCGAGUGGUACGACUACUUGGUCGAGAAAGACAGAUUGACACUUCUCCGGGGCGCGCUUGCUCGCAUGCCCGUUGAUGGCCUUCCGACACCACGUUCACUGGUCGAGAUGACGCUACAAUGCGCGACUCGGGUGAUCGAGUUGUACAGCGCUCUGUUCUCACGCGGACAAAUCACAUGGACUCGCAGCUAUUUUCAGAUCCUGUUCACAUCCGGUCUGUCAAUAAUGUUCACAUUGUCCAUACUCAGGCACGAGCAAAAGGACCAUGAAAGGCAAUCAAACGAAGUUGCCAUCUUUGCGCAAGCAUCGGCGGCAUUGGACUCGGCCUCGUCGCUGAUGAAGAUGUUCGUCAGCGAGAUGCCAGAUGCUGGUCGAUUUGCUCGUGUCUUCGAAGUGCUUGUCAGGCAGUACACGACUGGAACAGGUACGGGCACACGUGCUCGACCUAGUCGUGCACCAAGUCGUGCAGCAACCCCAGUGCCACAGCAACAUACCGACGGCUACGCACAACAGCAGCAGGCCCCUAAUCUACGGCAUGAGAUCUGCCUCCGUCGCAGCACAGUGGCACCUUCACAGCAUCAGCAUACACAAGCGCGAUAA
Molecule: messenger RNA, 1533 nt
Organism: Cyphellophora attinorum
Lineage: Eukaryota; Fungi; Ascomycota; Eurotiomycetes; Chaetothyriales; Cyphellophoraceae
Product: putative transcriptional regulatory protein
Exons: 1
Coding region: 1-1533 (510 amino acids)
Biological process (GO): positive regulation of transcription by RNA polymerase II; DNA-templated transcription
Molecular function (GO): sequence-specific DNA binding; DNA-binding transcription factor activity, RNA polymerase II-specific; zinc ion binding
Source: RefSeq, a predicted model, not a curated record